Molecule: messenger RNA, 1086 nt
Organism: Chlorella variabilis
Lineage: Eukaryota; Viridiplantae; Chlorophyta; Trebouxiophyceae; Chlorellales; Chlorellaceae
Exons: 6
Biological process (GO): protein phosphorylation
Molecular function (GO): protein kinase activity; ATP binding
Source: RefSeq, a predicted model, not a curated record
AUGGAUGGGGUUGGGGAGCGGGCAGGGCAUGAGCUAGGGCGCAGGGAUGGGGCCAGGCUGGGCUCUGUUGGUGGCUGCGAAGCUGGGAACUCUGCUGCUGACUGCUGUGUAGCACCCUCAUCAACCAGGCAGGCGUGCGCCUGCGUCACCGUCCGCUGCUCGGGCACGCAUGACGGCCGCCCGCCGCCGCUGCCCCGCGCAGGCGGCCCCGAGAGCUCGCCGCUGAAGCCGGCCUCCGCGGCGCCUGCGCCCGAUGCGGCGGCGCGCGUGGCGCGCAAGCCCAUCAACUGGACGCGCGGCGAGCUUGUGGGGCAGGGCGCCUUUGGCUCUGUGUUUGUGGCGAUGGACAACGACACGGGGGAGCUGAUUGCGGUGAAGCAGGUGCACAUCCCGCGCGGCGGCGGCGUGCACGCCAAGAAGGUGGAGGACAACAUUCGGUCGGUGGAGGAGGAGGUGCAGCUGCUGCAGCAGUUUGACCACGACAACAUCGUGCGCUACCUGGGCACCGAGAAGACCGACGGCGCGCUCAACAUCUUCCUGGAGUAUGUGCCCGGAGGCUCCAUCGCCUCCCUGCUGGCCAAGUUUGGCUCCUUCAAGGAGAGCGUGAUCCGGGUGUACACCAAGCAGAUCCUGCUGGGCCUGGAGUACCUGCACAGCAAGGGCGUGAUGCACCGCGACAUCAAGGGCGCCAACAUCCUGGUGGACAACACGGGGCUGGUCAAGGUGGCCGACUUUGGGGCCAGCAAGAAGCUAGAGGACCUGGUGACCGUGGCUGACGGCAACAAGUCUGUCAAGGGCACGCCCUACUGGAUGGCUCCCGAGGUCAUCACGCAGACGGGGCACGGGCGGCAGGCCGACCUGUGGAGCGUGGCGUGCACGGUGCUGGAGAUGGCGACGGGGCGGCCGCCCUGGAGCACGCAGUACCCCAGUCAGGUGGCCGCCAUGUUUCACAUCGCCUCCACCAAGGGACCCCCCGAGAUCCCGCAGCACCUGUCUCCCGAGUGCAAGGACUUUCUGUACCUGUGCUUCAACCGCGACUGGAAGGCGCGCCCGCUGGCCUCCACCUUGCUGCGCCACCCCUUCCUG